AAUAUGUUGAUCUGAAAAUCUAAACAAUGCGGCAGCAUAGAAAUCGGAUCUGUGUACAAACAAAAGACCUGACGUGCCGAAAGAUAUUAGACUAUUUCGGCAGUGCAUUGUGCCACACGGCAUUCAGUUCUACAGUUCUGUAGCUCGAGUUGAACGAAACUUGUGUUACGUGGAAGGAUCCGGAGUGAUACGCGUAUAGUUUCAGUGUGUUUCUGAGGAAGAAGAAAAUGUUGGAUGUUCCCGAGAAAAAGGUUCGCGGCCAUCAGCGUGUGCCGUCGGAUACGAAAGAAUUCCAUGAAGCCACCAAACGCGAUGCGCUGAUACGUUUGCGGAAGGAUUUGGAUAAUCUUUUGCAGACGGCGGAAGAUGACCGAAAACCGAUGCUACAGAAAGAAAUGUGUGGCUUUGAGGCGCUGUACCAUCGAUUUCUGCAAGAAGACGGACCGUCAGUGGAAUGGGAUCGUAUCGAGAAGCUGCCACAGGAUGCCGUGAAGGAUUAUUCUAGUCUUAAAACGCCACAAGAGUCGGAAAUUCGGGGAAUGUUGGACAAACUAGUCGUGGUCAAGCUGAAUGGUGGUCUUGGCACAUCAAUGGGUUGCCAUGGACCGAAAAGUGUGAUACCUGUCCGUAAUGAUUUGACAUUCCUCGAUAUGACCGUACAGCAGAUCGAACAUCUGAACAAAACUUACAACGCAAAUGUUCCCCUCGUGUUGAUGAACUCGUUCAACACCGAUGAAGAUACCGAAAAAGUUAUCCGCAAGUACAAGGGAUUUCAGGUCCAAAUUUGCACCUUCAAUCAAAGCUGCUAUCCACGUGUUAGUCGCGAUUCACUGCUGCCAGUUGCCAAAGAUUUUAACAUUGAAAAUGACAUGGAAGCAUGGUAUCCCCCUGGUCACGGAGAUUUCUAUCAAUCGUUCCAAAAUUCAGGAUUGCUCAAGAAGUUCCUCGAUGAAGGUCGAGAGUAUUGUUUCCUCUCCAAUAUUGAUAACUUGGGAGCGACAGUGGACAUCAACAUUCUCAACCGUUUGCUGGGCAAUGAUCGCCAAAGUGACAAGCCCAUCGAGUUCGUUAUGGAAGUGACCGAUAAAACACGUGCUGAUGUGAAGGGUGGUACUCUUAUACACUAUGAGAACAAGCUGCGGCUUCUUGAAAUUGCACAAGUUCCCAAGGAGCACGUGGAUGACUUCAAAUCGGUUAAAACGUUCAAAUUUUUCAACACGAACAACAUUUGGGCGCGUCUGGAAUCGAUCGAACGCGUCCUCAACGCACGCACAAUGAACAUGGAAAUAAUUGUCAACAAUAAAACAUUGGAUAAUGGUAUGCGCGUAAUUCAGCUGGAGACUGCCGUUGGUGCAGCUAUGAAAUGUUUCGACGGAGGAAUCGGCAUUAACGUGCCACGGUCGCGCUUUUUGCCCGUGAAAAAGACAUCAGACUUAUUGCUGGUCAUGUCAAAUUUGUACAGUCUCAAGUAUGGUUCAUUGGUAAUGUCCCCCCAGCGUAUGUUCCCCACCACACCUUUGGUGAAACUGGGUGACAAUCAUUUUAGCAAAGUGAAAGAAUUUUUGGGCCGCUUUGCCAAUGUGCCCGAUCUGAUAGAGCUGGACCAUCUUACCGUUUCUGGGGACGUUACAUUUGGUCGUGGGGUAUCACUGCGUGGUACGGUCAUCAUUAUAGCAAACCAUGGCGAUCGUAUUGAUAUCCCAACGGGUGCAAUCCUUGAGAACAAAAUUGUUUCUGGUAAUAUGCGCAUUUUGGAUCACUAAGCCCAGUGAUGGAUGCGAUUAGUAUCACAUAUACUCAGGAUUUUGGCACACGAAUGCAAAAAAGAAAAUGAGCCGUACACUAUAUCAUCUACAGUUUUUGAGUAGUAAGCAAAAAGUCAGCGUAGCAGGGUUUUAAUUUAUUUAUAAUUUUAUUUUUCGAAUGGGUGUUUUCCAAAUCAAAAGCUAAAGAUUCUAUUAAGUUUUCAGAUAGUAACAAAUCUCGUCCUGACAAUAAGUGUUUUAAUUUGUGUGUCAAUGCUAGGUUUUUAAUGUUGGUUAAUGAAUAAAUACUAAUGUAGCACAA
Messenger RNA from Toxorhynchites rutilus septentrionalis, 2067 nucleotides. RefSeq names its product UTP--glucose-1-phosphate uridylyltransferase (gene UGP). Bases 228 to 1763 code for a protein of 511 amino acids. The transcript is spliced from 4 exons. The record is from RefSeq and is a predicted model, not a curated record. Gene Ontology annotation, cellular component: cytoplasm. Gene Ontology annotation, biological process: UDP-alpha-D-glucose metabolic process; glycogen metabolic process. Lineage: Eukaryota; Metazoa; Arthropoda; Insecta; Diptera; Culicidae. Gene Ontology annotation, molecular function: UTP:glucose-1-phosphate uridylyltransferase activity.